Molecule: messenger RNA, 7198 nt
Organism: Zootoca vivipara (common lizard)
Lineage: Eukaryota; Metazoa; Chordata; Lepidosauria; Squamata; Lacertidae
Gene: MAPT
Product: microtubule associated protein tau
Biological process (GO): neuron projection development; microtubule cytoskeleton organization
Cellular component (GO): neuron projection
Molecular function (GO): microtubule binding
Source: RefSeq, a predicted model, not a curated record
UCGGGCAGCCUUUCAUUUCAUUGUGGGAGCAACCUUAUUUCUCGAGGAGCUGGGAGGGCCCUUGUGAGCGCGCAUAUACGAGUUCUUCUUGGGAAGGUUCCGGAGCCUGUGCGCGCUCCCGUCGCUAGAUAGGCGCGUUCUCUUUCUGUCUGUCUCUCCCUCUUGCCUGUCACUCCCCCUCCUCCCGGCUUUGGUGAGCGAGGCUUUCCAGAGAUCUCUCCCUGCAGCAGCAUUAGCAGCCGCAGCGCCAGAUAACCUUUGUGACAAGAUGACUGACCAGCACCAGGAUUUCAAUAUGACAGAUGACCAUUUGGUGAGCCAAGCUAGAUGGAACCAGACAGGUGAGCCCGAUCGGGUGGGAGACAGGAAGAAGCUUCUUCCACAGGAUGGAAUCCAGGAUGUUGGUUCACAGUUUGGAGAAAGGCUGUAUGUGGGAAUGCAGCCUGGAAGUAUAAAUGGGUUAAGGAAAGGCUCUCCCCUCCAGAUACCAGUUGAUGAUGGAUCUGAUGAACCAGAGUCUGAGGCUUCUGAUGCUAAGAGUACCCCAACUGUGGAAGAUGCUACUGUUCCAUUAGUGGAGGAGAGGGUGCAUGAGAAUCGAAAUACGACUCGCCAGCAUGCAGAGAUACCUGAAGGAAAUACAGCUGAGGAAGCAGACUUAGGCUCUACUUCUAGCCUUGAAGACCAUGCUGCGGGGGAUGCUCAAGCUGAUGGCUCACUCUACUUCAGAGGUGAUUUGAAAGAAGUUGCCUUUGGACAGAUAAAGGUUGAAGACAGAGACACUGAUGAAACAACUCAGCAGGAUAGCCUGGAUGAGAGAAGGCCAUUCGUAUCAGAAGAUGAAAGGUGUGCCAUGGUUGCAGAACUGGAUCCCUCUGAGCAUAUUUACCAAGUUGAGGUUGAAGCUAAUGUCGCAAAGGAGAGCAAAACUUUGGAAUGUGUACUAGAAGUAGGCAAGCUUUCAGGAGAGAGCAUCUCCCUGGAAGGGGAGACAUUGGAAACUGUGCAGGCCUCAGAACUGCAAAAGUCUUAUGGAAAAAAAGCUCCCUAUUGUACACCAGAGAAACAAAGCAGUCGAUUGCCACUUCUGAAAGCUCGAAUGGACAACAAAGACAAAAAUGAGACUGGGACUGAAGAGCCUAAACCAAAGACAUCCAUACCUUCCUCUGUCAAAAUCUUGGAAGGUAGAUCCUCCAUUAUUCCCAAACGAAACUCCUCUGUUAGUUCUAUCCCUUUGAAAAAACCCUCCAACCCUGCUGAGUCCUCAGUAUCAACCUCCAUCCCUAAAUGCAUCUCUUCUAUCGCAUCCCGACCAACCAGUACAGGAACAAAAGAGAAAAGGGGCAAGGGUCCAGAUAUGAAAACGAAGAUAGCCACUGCACGUCCUGGUAUGGGACAGAAUCAGAAGAGUCCAGCCAAUGCUUCUCGAAUCCCUGCCAAAACUCCCACCAUCCCCAAGACACCACCCAGCCUUGCUGCCAAAAAGGAGCAAAGAAGGCCCCCUAACACAGCAUCAAAAUCUGAGAGAGGUGAACCGAUAAAGUCUGGAGAUAGGAGUGGCUACAGCAGCCCUGGCUCUCCAGGAACUCCUGGCAGUCGCUCCCGCACACCCUCCCUGCCAACUCCACCAAACAGGGAGCCCAAGAAGGUGGCAGUGGUUCGCACCCCACCAAAAUCCCCUUCUUCUGUCAAGAGCCGCUUGCAGACAGCCCCUGUCCCCAUGCCAGACCUGAAGAAUAUAAAGUCCAAGAUUGGUUCCACUGAAAAUUUGAAGCAUCAGCCAGGGGGUGGAAAGGUGCAGGUGGUUAAUAAGAAGCUGAACUUUAGCCAUGUCCAAUCCAGGUGUGGAUCAAAGGAUAAUAUCAAACAUACCCCAGGAGGAGGCAGUGUACAAAUUGUUUACAAGCCAGUGGAUCUCAGCCACAUAACGUCCAAAUGUGGUUCCUUGGACAACAUUCAUCACAGACCAGGUGGUGGGCAGGUGGAGGUGAAAUCUGAGAAACUGGACUUCAAAGAUAAGGUGCAAUCAAAAAUUGGGUCAUUAGACAACAUCACCCAUAUGCCUGGAGGAGGAAAUAAAAGGAUUGAGAGCCACAAGCUGACCUUUCGUGAGAACGCCAAAGCCAAGACUGACCAUGGAGCUGAAAUUGUCUACAAAUCACCCACUGUAUCUGGAGAUGCCUCCCCACGGCGCCUUAGCAACGUCUCCUCUACUGGAAGCAUCAACAUGGUGGACUCCCCACAGCUGGCCACAUUGGCCGAUGAAGUGUCUGCUUCUCUGGCCAAGCAGGGCUUGUGAUUGUGUUAAAGCGGGUGGAGAGAAUAAGAAGAGAAGAAUCCACUCUGGCCUUUCUUCCUCUGUUCCGUUUUACAUCUUCAUUCCCCACCAUUCCUUAAUUUAUUUCGUUUUUUAUAUUAAUGGGCUAACUCUUUUAACCUGGUUCCCUGUCCCCCUUGCCAUUUAUUCAUCUGUGGUCUCAGGAUUUCAAAAUUAGUAACCGUGUGAAAACAAAGAUUUCUUACUAUAUCUCAGUCUAGAGAAAGACAUCAUUUCACCACUUGCUCCUAAACAAAAGGAAAUGUAAAUUUUAGGAAAAUUUGUGCUGCAUAAGAUAUAAGCUUGAGAAAGAGGAUAUCUGCCUCUGUUGAUGAGCAGCAGCUAAUCAAGUUUGUCCCCAUGAACAGAGAAAAGAGCCUAUAUUGCUGUGGGAUUGUUUAGUAAGCUCCUUCAAGAACACCUGCUGUUUUGCAUUUUGUUACAGGUAUGUGAGAUAGCCAAGUCUAAAGCAGAUAUCAACUGCAUACACAGGAUUUGCAGUGUGAAAUAUCCCCUACUUUAGUCCUCAGGGAAUUAGUCUUCAGUAUCUCAUCUUUGCAGGGAGACAUGUUUCUAUGCUGGAAAGGGGGCAAAUGUCCAAUUUGCCACAGGCACAUGCCUUUUAUUUUAAGUUUUCUUGAAUGGGGUUUGGCUAGAGCCAUACCAUUGCAUGCAAGGGCCAAUGCAUUGGCCUGAUACCUUUGAAUUACAAGAGCAAAGAGCAUUGAAAUCUUGUCAGCUCCCUCACACAAUGGUUCAAAUGAUGCAUACUGAGGAGCAAGGUGAUACUUGCCUCAUGUGAUUCUCCUUUGGGGACACUGUUUUUUGCCAAUGUAGGGACAUUAAAAGCAAAUUUUCAUACUAUUUGACUAUUACUACCACUUUUCUCCCCUCUUCCACUUGUCUGCCUUCUUUCUCAACUUUCCAGCCUAAAAAAUGCCACAAGUUCCAUCUCUUUGCUCUUGCUGUAAUUUGCAGGUUGGCUCAAAGGACUUGGUAGGCGUUCUUGGGGGAGGGGAGCAAGGAGAGGGUUGUGGGUUUCAGAUUUGCUCCUUGUGUUCAGUCCGAUAAGCAUGGCUGUUUCUCUUGGUUUUCAUGACAAAAUUGUGGUUGUACGUAGAAAAUUGUGAGGUAGAGGUGUGGUUCUAGGGUUUUUUUUUGUUAAAUGAGAUAGGUGCACUUAAGUGCAAGUGCAUGGGGGAAGAAGGGUAACUUCCUGGAAGGGCGUGCAUGUGGGAAUAGGUGCACCUUUUAGAAUCAAGAGUCUUUCAUAAUAGUUGCAUAUAUCUGAUGCUUUCUUCAUCGCAUGCAUGUUUGUCCCUCAGUACGUGCAUCUGUGGAAGAAGCAUCACAAAUCAUAGACACCAAAAGGUUUUGUUAUCACCUCCAAUACAUUGCUUUUCUGUGAAGAUUGUUCAGUCUUUCAGUUAUGAGUAAUCAAGCAUUGAUCAUGUAGUAUGAACAAGUCCCCAAACUUGGAUGUGCCCCAAGGGAAACCUGCAACACAAUGCAACCAGCAGGAAUCUAUUUCCCAUUUUUUUUUGAAAAGGUAGCAGAGAAUUCAAGUUUUCACAUAUCUAGCACACUAUGCAGAAGUGUCUGAAUAAUGACUGUUUCUGAACAUAAUCUGCAUAUGUGUACUGGCUCAAGAAGCUAUCAUAUUAGCAGAAAGAGCUCUUUCCCUCACCUGUCAAAUUUGGAAGACUAAUUGCAUUUGUAGUACAGAUUCCAGGGUUGUCCUACAAACCCUUUCCCCCCUUGCUGUUUAAAAAAUAUUUACGGUACGAAUUGUAGCUGUGCAUCUACCUAGGCUAAGUGAAAAUACUUUAAUUUCAGAGAGUACUUUGCCUUUUGUUAUGCUAUUGUUAUGCUAUUGCCUUUUGUUAUGCUUUUGUUUUGCUAUUCUGCCCUGCCACUGCCUUUAUCAUCUGAUAGAAUCUUUCUCUCUCCCUUGCCCUCCCAAAUUUCCACCCUUCAGAUAUAAAUUCCCCAGCAACACAGGCUUCACAAAACAUAGCCUAGUUAUUGGAGUACCACCUGAAACACCAAACAGCAACAGUGCUCCUAUUAGAAUUAUGACACAAUCUAUUGCAUGAACGGUUGUAAAUAAUACAGAUUUUAUAAGGCAGUCCCACCACCACUCAUACAUUACACAGUUGGAAUUGUCUGGAUGUGUUUGGAAAUUUCCAAGUGAGAGUUUAAGAUGGUUUAAGUAAAACAAAACACACAAACCCAAGGGGGGUGGGAAUCUCAAAUUGGUGAUAGCAUAUAUGGCUUUUUAACAGCAAGUUGAUAAAUAUGGCAACAGAGGCCUGAUCCUCAGAGCUAGGUCCAAUAAGGAACUGUGGUGUAGGUUUACAGUAUAGUAUUUAAAGCUUGGUAACUGGGUGGCACUGUGAUCUAAACCAGAGCCCAGGGCUUGCCGAUCAGAAGGUCGGUGGUUCGAAUCCCCACGAUGGGGUGAGCUCCCGUUGCUCAGUCCCUGCUCCUGCCAAUCUAGCAGUCCGAAAGCACGUCAAAUGCAAGUAGAUAAAUAGGUACCGCUCCGGUGGGAAGGUAAACGGCAUUUCCGUGCACUGCUCUGAUUCCCCAGAAACAGCUUAGUCAUGCUGGCCACAUGACCCGGAAGCUGUCUGCGGACAAACGCCGGCUCCCUCGGCUCCCUCGGCCAGUAAAACGAGAUGAGCACUGCAACCCCAGAGUAGUCCGUGACGACCUAACAGUCAGGGGUCCCUUUACCUUUAAGGCGUAUAUUAUCUGAGUUUGCCAAACUGAUGGUGGUUGUUGGUGACUGGGUGGCAGCCUCUAAGUGAACCAGGUGUCUUGUCACGGGUGCAGAAGAUUCUGCAACAGAUAAGGAUCAUUGCAUGCAGAAUUAGAAUCACAGAACUGUAGAGUUGGGAGGAUGGUGCUCACAGGGAUUAGGAAUUUCCUCUUCCUGUUCUCUCAAUUUGCUCAAAUAGUCUUGCUACCCAACAUGUGCAUCUGUCUUUGUAUUGGGGUGGGGAAUCUGGCACUGGAGGUGCUGCUAGUCCACAGCUCCCAUCAUCCCUGAUCAUUGACCAUGUUGUUGGGGGCUGGUAGGGAGUCAAGUCUACCUUCUUCUGAAAAGCUACUGGUUCCGCACCUCCAUAUGAUGGUAGACUCAACUCCCCAUCUGCCCAACCCAGCAUAGUAAAUGGUCGAGAAUGAUGGAAGCUAUAGACCAGCAGCAGCUGGAAGGCCACAGCCCCACUGUUGCCACAUUAUUCCAAAAAACCCCACCAUUGUGAAACAAAUCUUCUGUACCCUAGUCAGAGCAGCCUUGGUAUUUGUACCGUGCCCCAGACCUAGGCAUUCAAGGAUAUUGGAGGAAUGUUUGUGGAAACUGCAGCUGCUCAAAAGAAACCCCAAAGUGGUAGAGAAUAUUUGGGGGGGGGACUUGCAAAGUGGGCUUCUAUUUCUAAGUGGUGGUGAGAAGAAAAAUCUUUCAAAACUUUCUUUGCAUGUUUUUCUGAGAAAAUGUCUGACGCGUUCAAAUUUCAAGCCAACGCCGGUUGCUAAACUUAAUACAUUCCUUUUGAGAUAAGACACCUUGAAUAUGGGCUGUGUGCAUGUGUUUUUGUCCUUGUUAGGCUGAGUUGGGACAAAGGCUUUCUGCUUUAGGAGUACUACCUUGUAAAGUCUGUUGCUGCCUUUGCUUGCUUGUUUUGAGCCAUGGAUAAAAUCAGUUCAACUAAUUUUUGGGAAGUACAGAUUGCCCAUUGUUUCUGUAAGCAAAAGUAUUUUGUGGAAUGAAGUUUUUUAAAAAAGUUGAGUAAGUUGUGAGUAAGAUGGAAGACGGGAUAGCAUGGGAGAGGAACAGAUUGGGUUCAAGAAUGUUACUUUGUUGGCUAUAUCACUGUACUGCAGUAGCAAUGUGCUAGCCAGGGUUCUUCAGACUGAUCAGGAUAUUGGUCACCUUUCAACAAUUUCCAAUAACUCUAUGAUACUGUAUUUAAAAAUAAAGCCUGCAGUUGUAUCGUAUUACUUAAGGAUGUGAGGAAGCUUAAUAUGCCUGAAGUGAACAAAUGUGAGAUUUUUCCCACUGAAAGCAUAUACCAUGUCAUUGAGAUUCUUUUCUGUUUGCAUUAGGGGAUUGAGCUAGGGCUGGAAAAACAUCAUCUUUUGUCAGUUUUUGUAUUGGCUUAAGCUGUAAAUAAAACAAUAACCCUCUUUAUUCAGUAUGAAGCAAAAAACAACAAAAAACCAGUUAUAUUUGAGAUCAUUUGACUCCCUGAUUCUCCUGAAUAUUAACAGCCCUUGCCUUCAUCCAUUUAUUUCACUGCUCAAAUCCUCCCCUUCCCCAAGCAUUGAAACAUUGAGUUAUUUUCCCCCACCCCAAAUUUAGCCAUCUCCCUAAGUCAUAUCUGUUUUCAAACAUGGAUUUUGAUUGUCUUUAUGGCUCAUUUUAGGACGCAUAAUGGCAUCAGUUUUAUAGAGGGUUAGACCCAUGAGGGUUCCAAUCGAGGGCCAUGUUGAAUUGACUGGCUGGUGUCUUGUCUUGGUAUAUAAAUAUACAUAUCUAGGGGGUUGGGAAAGUGUUAAAAUUUGACAGAUGAAAAUCAUGGUUUUGAAAGUUAAUGAGGAAAAAAAAUGCGCUUUUUGUCAUGAACUUGAAAGUAUGAAAAAGGAAUAAUGGAGUUUGGAAGACCCAACAAAUUCCCUUUUUAAGUUUCACGGGGGUGGGGAAACGGGGUGGGAGGGGGUGGGAAAGGAGUAAGAUCUCCAUAUGAUCAUCCUAGCUUAGCUACCUGUCUGUGACUGUCCAUAUUGUACUUGUGUGUUAUAACAACUGGUUUACACCGACUGUUGCUGUAAAAGUGAAUUUGGAAAUAAAGAAUCCAUUACUACAAUAUUAAA